GGCUGCUUCAGCGUGCGCUCCAGCGAGAAGAAGCUGGCGUCCUCCAGACGAAACCCUGACAAAGAUAGAGGCCCAAUCUUUCUUCCUCCUCUCUUCUGCCUGUGAUCACCUGGGUGAUCUUCCAUGUGGGCCUGCUGUGCCUCCUCCCAAGACCUGUGAGUGUAAGAACUUUGUCUUUCUGAAUGUCUUGUCUGUCCUGCUCUUACGGCCAAUCAGCAAAGUGCUCUGGGCGUCGCUCUUUACCCAGCAGCAGCAGUGCCCUUCUGAGACGUUUGCUCAUCUGAUUGUCAGCUGCUCCACCUGGGCCCAGCUGAGAGGUCCUCGGCUGCCUGGAUGCCUCACGCUGUUGUCUGAGGAUGAGGCAUGA
Messenger RNA from Rangifer tarandus platyrhynchus (Svalbard reindeer), 367 nucleotides. Lineage: Eukaryota; Metazoa; Chordata; Mammalia; Artiodactyla; Cervidae. The record is from the annotation of a GenBank genome assembly.